Molecule: messenger RNA, 2183 nt
Organism: Conger conger (European conger)
Lineage: Eukaryota; Metazoa; Chordata; Actinopteri; Anguilliformes; Congridae
Gene: slc7a11
Product: solute carrier family 7 member 11
Exons: 12
Coding region: 200-1708 (502 amino acids)
Biological process (GO): amino acid transmembrane transport
Cellular component (GO): membrane
Molecular function (GO): L-amino acid transmembrane transporter activity
Source: RefSeq, a predicted model, not a curated record
AAGAGAGAGAGUGAUAAAGAGAGAGAGAGAGAGAGAGAGAGAGAGAGAUGCAGCAUGGAGAGCAGGUAUUUAAUUGGCAAUAAGUACAUUUUAUAGUAAGCUCUAGGGACAAAACCUCUUCACACAGCAGUCUGAGGGGUGACAGAAAGCGUGCAAGCCAGCAGCUACUCAAGGAAAGUUUGGUCACACAUGUGCAAACAUGUCCCACAGGUCUGCUGCUACUACUGAUGCCUCCGUUAAAGGCAAGGGCUCUUCCGAAAACGGGUCUGAUGGGCACAUCCCAAACAAGAAUCUGAAUGGCCUGGCUCCCCAGGAGAAAGUGGAGCUGAAGAAGAAAGUCACCCUGUUACGAGGAAUCUCAAUCAUUAUCGGGACCAUUAUCGGAGCCGGGAUUUUCAUAUCACCAAAAGGAAUUCUGAAGCACUCAGGCAGUGUGGGAAUGUCCCUGGUCAUUUGGUCUGUCUGCGGAGUCCUUUCCCUGUUUGGGGCCUUGUCUUAUGCAGAACUUGGGACAUCUAUUAAGAAAUCUGGUGGUCACUACACCUAUAUCCGUGAAGCCUUUGGUCCACAAAUGGCAUUUAUGAGUGUGUGGGCAGAGGUGAUGGCAAUAAGGCCUUCUGCAACAGCAGUCAUAUCCCUGGCGUUUGGACGUUACAUUUUGGAACCCAUAUUCAUGCCAUGUGAUGUACCCGAGCUUGCAGUGAAACUAAUCACAGCCAUUGGAAUAACUGCGAUUAUGUCCCUGAACAGCUUGAGUGUAAGCUGGACAGCACGGCUCCAGAUCCUUCUGACCAUCAGCAAGCUAGUAGCUAUUUCCCUCAUAAUUGUACCUGGGAUGUUCCAGCUCUUCAAAGGUGAAACUCAGAACUUUGAAAAUGCCUUCAGUGUUGAAAAUAUUAAAAUUACAAGCCUUCCUCUUGCCUUUUACUCUGGAAUGUAUGCCUAUGCUGGAUGGUUUUAUUUGAAUUUUGUCAUUGAAGAAGUGGACAAUCCAAAAAGGACUGUUCCUCUGGCCAUCUGCAUCUCCAUGGCGAUUGUCACUAUUGCCUAUGUGCUGACUAAUGUGGCCUAUUACACUGUAAUGACAGCUGAGGAAUUGCUUGCUUCAGAAUCAGUUGCUGUGACCUUUGCAGAUAAAUUAAUGGGGAACUUUUCACGGGUGGUCCCAAUAUUCGUGGCCUUAUCCUGCCUUGGAUCAAUGAACGGUGGCCUCUUUGCAGUUUCCAGGUUAUUUUACGUGGCCUCACGAGAAGGUCACCUUCCUGACAUCCUCUCCAUGAUCCACAUCCGUCGACAUACACCGCUUCCCGCCGUAUUUGUCCUGCAUCCACUGUCAAUGAUAAUACUGUUCUUUGGAGACAUCUACAGCCUGUUGAACUUUUUGAGCUUUGUGCGCUGGCUCAACAUUGGUAUCGCAGUUUCCGGGCUCAUUUACCUACGUUACACACGCCCCAAAAUGCCCCGUCCCUUUAAGGCUCCUCUGUUCAUGCCAGUCCUGUUUUCCUUCACCUGCUUCUUCAUGGUGUUCCUUUCUCUAUAUUCGGACCCAUUCAACACUGGGAUUGGGUUUGCCAUCUUCUUGACUGGUAUUCCAGCUUACUACAUCUUCAUUGUGUUCAACGCAAAGCCAAAAUGGUUACAGAAACUCUGCGCUUCAGUAAGCAGGUCCAUGCAAAUCCUCCUGGAGGUCGUCCCAUCUGAACAUUAAAGCAGUGGUGAAAAUUAGUUACUCAAUGCAAAGUAGUCCUAUUGUUGUUUGACUAAAUGUCAUAUACAAGUCAGAAAAACAUUGUUUCCCUAAGAUUUAAUGGUGUGACGCAUCAUAUUUGAUGUCAGCGGGUACUAUUUCCAAUGCAGUAUUUGCCAAAAAAUAAUUAACUGAGACUGAUUCAUAAAAAGAGACUUGUUUUGACCUUGUUUUGAAAGUGUCAAAGUACAUUUUUAUGUUUCAGGCAUGUACUCAAAUAAACAUACGUUUACACAACACACAAUCAGAUUCUUUAAUAAAAUGUCACAUUUGUUUGCACUGAUUAUAAUGCUGUUUUUUCUUUAUUGCAUUUUUUAAUAUUCAAGAAAACUGAACAUGAACUGAACUGUUACAAAUUGGGGAAAGAGUAGAUGUGAAUUUGUUGUACAUAUUUUUACUGUCCUUCAAUAUGGCAAAUAAAGGAAAUUAACAGAAA